AUGGCAAAGCCAGUAAUGUGCAUUGUUCUCACUCAAAUCGUCCUCGUUGCCUUAUUUCAUCUUUGUAUGAGUUCUCAAACCAAAGAAUGCACGAGCACAUCCUCCCUCUCCCCUCAGUUUUACGACAACUCGUGCCCUAAAGCCCAAGCCAUUGUCCAAUCUUUCGUCGCCAAAGCACACUCCAACGACCCUCGCAUGGCAGCCUCAUUGUUUAGGCUUCAUUUCCAUGACUGCUUCGUCAAUGGAUGUGAUGGUUCUUUAUUAUUAGACUAUAGUGGAACCAUAGAAAGCGAGAAACGAGCAGACACAAACGUAGACUCUGCCCGAGGGUUUGAAGUCAUCGACGAUAUUAAGUCUGCCUUGGAAGAUGAGUGUCGCCAAACAGUUUCUUGCGCUGAUAUUUUGGCUCUCGUUGCUAGAGACACUACUGUUAUUACUGGUGGCCCGAGUUGGGAAGUAUAUUUAGGAAGAAGAGAUGCAAGGGAAGCAAGCUUGAUUGCUUCUAACAACAAUAUUCCUGUUGCCAGCUCUACGUUUGAGACAAUUGUCACCAAGUUCAACGACCAAGGACUCGGUCUUAUCGAUCUUGUUGCUCUCUUAGGACGUCAUACGAUAGGAAAUUCGAGGUGCAAGAGCUUCCGACAAAGGCUAUACAACCAUUCUGGAAACAGCGAUCUCGACCAGACUUUGAAUCAAAACUACGCCUCAAUGUUGCAGCAGGGAUGUCCUAUUUCUGGUGACGACCAGAACCUCUUUGCUCUCGACUAUAUGACGCCAAAUAAGUUUGAUAACUACUACUUCAAGAAUCUGAUGACUUUUAAAGGACUCUUGAGCUCUGAUGAGAUUUUGUACACAAAGAGUGGAGACUCCAUGGAGCUGGUCAAGCUUUACGGGGCUAAUGAGGAAUUGUUCUUUGAGCAGUACGCAAAGUCAAAGGUGAAGAUGGGAAACAUCUCGCCGUUGACGGGGAGAAAUGGUGAGAUCCGGAGGAUCUGUAGGAGAGUUAACCAUUGAAAUGUCUAAUUAAGUUUCAUUACUAGAUACUUAGGGCAUAUGGGUUUGAUAUGAUUAACGUUUUCUUGAUAUGUGUAGAGGUUGAUUUCUUUUGAAUAUGUUUUAAUUGAUGAGUUUGGUGUGUAUGUGCGUUUGUUUGUUUUUGUUAACAACUACUAAGUUUGGUUUUUAGCAAAAAAAAAAAAAAAACUACUACUAAGUUUGGUGUUAGAUGCAAUAUACUACUUGUGCUUUCAUAUCAAAGUCACGUGGUUGAUUAAUAUUUCUUGUUUUAUGUAGAGUUUGAUUUCUUUUGGCACUAUUUUACUCUACUGAGUUUGGUGUUUGUUAUAAGUCAUCGAAAAUAUAUUGAUGAUUACCCAAAAAGAAAUGGAAAUUUUAUAUGGAACUUGGCUAUUUUCAACAAAUUAAAGUUUGGCAUAUAACUUCAUUAGGUACAAAAUCAUUCUCAAGUUUACAGAUAUAACCUAACUAGAUUUUGACUCACUCUGAUGCACGAAUUUUUUUUUCAUUCUUAUAUGUUUUUAACUUUUGAGAAUGCUAACAAAUUGAUUAUUUGUGUUCCUGUUGUAGAUUCGUAUGUUUCUGAGUUUUGAGAUUUAUGUCCCUUUUCAAUGUGUUUAGUUUUUGGACUUUUUAAUUUGUGAGAUCACUUUUUUUAUUUUAUAAAUAUACUUGACAAUCUAAUAUCUAAUCUAACUAUUAAAAUUGAAGUACCUU
Messenger RNA from Brassica oleracea var. oleracea, 1734 nucleotides. RefSeq names its product peroxidase 36. Gene Ontology annotation, biological process: response to oxidative stress; hydrogen peroxide catabolic process. Bases 1 to 1014 code for a protein of 337 amino acids. Gene Ontology annotation, molecular function: heme binding; peroxidase activity. Lineage: Eukaryota; Viridiplantae; Streptophyta; Magnoliopsida; Brassicales; Brassicaceae. The record is from RefSeq and is a predicted model, not a curated record. The transcript has 4 exons.